GAGAGAGAGAAACGAGGUCAUGAAAUAUUAUAGCUAUCCUAUUCCUACAUGUUUAUAUAGUAGGCUUUUGGUUUUAUCUCCUCAGAAAUGAAACCAAACAAACAAGAAACCGGAUCACAAGUUGGAAGCUCUUGCAUUAGUAUUAUAUAGUUUUUCUCUUUUCAGUCUCUUUAAAUAUUUUUGGUUCGACUCAACUCAAGUUUCGUUUAUGGCUUUUUCUUGUCUUUUGGCAGAACGAUACGCAUAGCAAAAGAAUUUGGGGUACCCUCCAAAAGAAUUUAUGUUCGUUUCUUGGCUUUUGCUACUCCAAAACCAUUGUUUUCUUCCUUGUACUCUCUGAAAACCUUUCAAACUUUCCUGUUUUCUUCUGCAACCUGCCUUUUCUAUAGCCACCACUACACCUCCCUUUGCUAUAUAGCUUUCUCAAACAUGCAAAUGAUCCCAGGUGACCCCUUUUCAUUAUCCACUCCACUCGGAGGGUUUAGCACUCAAGAGCAAAACACAAACCCUAACCCUAAACCUAAUGCUCCGACCACCACCAAGAAGAAGAGAAACCUGCCCGGAACACCAGAUCCAGAUGCCGAGGUCAUUGCUCUCUCCCCAAAGACCCUCAUGGCGACGAACCGCUUCGUCUGUGAAAUAUGCAACAAAGGCUUCCAGAGAGACCAGAAUCUCCAGCUCCACAGAAGAGGCCACAACCUCCCAUGGAAGCUCCGGCAGAGAUCCAACAAGGAGGUUCGUAAAAAGGUCUACAUCUGCCCGGAGAAGACCUGCGUCCACCACGACGCGUCGCGAGCACUCGGCGACCUCACCGGCAUCAAGAAGCACUUCAGCAGAAAGCACGGUGAGAAGAAGUGGAAGUGUGAGAAGUGCUCCAAGAAAUACGCAGUCCAAUCAGAUUGGAAAGCUCACACCAAAACAUGCGGCACCAGGGAGUACAAGUGUGACUGUGGCACCCUCUUCUCCAGAAAGGAUAGCUUCAUAACACAUAGAGCUUUCUGUGAUGCGUUGGCGGAAGAGAGUGCUAGGCUAACCUCAGUUACUUCUUCUACAAAUCUGAAUUUCAAGGAUGAAGAUUGUAUUUCUUUGAUUCCAAAAAAUUUUGAUGGCAGCAUUCCGCAGUUUGGCCCACACGGGUUUCGCCUGGAUUUCAACCACAACAAUAACUCUUUGAUGGGUGCUGGUGACCAACACCAACAUAUUAGGCCGAGUUUGUCGCUGUGGUUGAACCAGGCAAACCCUCCUCCUCAUCAUCCUCACGAUGUGGGAGGGAUUUUCGUGUCGUCGUCAUUGGGUUUGCCUGAGAUUGUGCAAAUGCAACAACCACAGGUUCACAAUAAUGGCAUGAUUGGGUCUUCAUCAAUGUUGCCUAAUUUUGUUCCUGGUUCGAAUUCAAACACUGCAAGCCUUUCACUUUCUGAGGGUCAAAAUAAGCAAUCAAAUUCAUCAAAACCUGCUUCUCCUAUGUCAGCAACUGCCCUUCUUCAGAAGGCAGCUCAAAUGGGAUCCACUAGAAGCUCCAACAACCCUUCCAUUUUCAGUGGUAGUUUUGGGGUGAUGACCUCAUCACCUAACUCCUCUCAAACUACCACUACUCUCAACAAUAAUAGCCAUAAUGGUAAUGAGAUUAACCAGGUUUUUCAGGCCAUGAAGCAACCACAGGAUUUUACUUCAAAUGGAGGUGAAGCCAUAAUGGGGAAUAGUGCCAGUUUCAGCUCAAUGGCGCAUUCAUCAAACGCUUAUGAUCAACUUGUGAUGCAAAACAAUGGGAAAAUGAAGCUCCACCUUUCAAACGCUGCGGAUCAUAAUUUGACAAGAGAUUUUCUUGGCGUGAGUGGAGGAGGAGCUGGUCCUCAAUUCCUACCUCAAGAGCUAGCAAAGUUUGCAUCCAUAGGUUCAACAAUGGGGUUGAAUCAAUUCACAGUCAAUCAAUCAGUGAAUUUUUGUUUUUCUGAGAAAAGUUCGUUCAUGUCAAGUGUUUGUAAGAUAUAAAUUUGAAAUGGAGGCUUAAUGGGAUGUUCAAUUGGCUCUUGUUGUUGCUUUUA
Molecule: messenger RNA, 2045 nt
Organism: Lotus japonicus
Lineage: Eukaryota; Viridiplantae; Streptophyta; Magnoliopsida; Fabales; Fabaceae
Product: zinc finger protein JACKDAW
Cellular component (GO): nucleus
Molecular function (GO): DNA-binding transcription factor activity
Source: RefSeq, a predicted model, not a curated record